AUGGCACCCAGGACGCCGAAGACACGCAAAGCUAAGGCAAAUGCAAGAACUAACGAAACUACUGUUGCCAUCGAAGAAAAGGAUACUGUUAAUCAGGUUAGAGAAUCGAUUAAAUUUCAUGAUGUGCGAGAAUCUCUUAAUGUAUUUACCGGUGAUGAUACUUAUUCAAUCAUUAAAUGGAUAGAAGAUUUGGAAGAAAUGAGCGAAGUAUGUGGAUGGUCUGAUGUUGAACUUUUUAUAUAUAGUAAACGUCUAUUGUCGGGGACUGCUGCCCUAUAUCUACGUUCUGAAACUGGUAUUAAGUCAUGGAAUUUAAUGAGGGAAUGUUUGAUGAAUGAGUUUCGUAAUAAUUUAACUUCGGCUGACGUGCAUAGGCAGCUUACAGCCAGAAUAAAAAAUAAUGACGAAUCUCAUCAGCAGUAUUUGUUUAAAAUGAUGGAAAAAGCAAAACAAGGAGAUGUGUCUGAAGAUUCACUAUUGGAUUAUGUCAUUGCUGGCAUUCAGGAUAGUGAAGUGAAUAAGGCUUUACUUUAUGGAGCUACAACAAUAAGCGAAUUUAAAAUAAAGCUACAAUUGUAUGUUAAGAUGAAGUCAAGGAUGCACAUCUCUAAGUCAGGAAUAUCUAAGGUUUUUAAUGGUGCUGCAAGUAAUCAUAAUGCAGGUAAUAUAAAACAAAACUCGAUGUCUGGUGUUGCGAACACAAUAAUUAGAUGUUAUAAUUGCGGAUCUAAGACACAUCAACAUAGGGAAUGUCCAGACUUGGAUAAAGGUCCUAAGUGUUUUGCUUGUAGAUCUUUUGGCCACAAAUCAACAGAAUGCCCUGAUAAGGAAACUCAAACAAAGCAAGUGAAUAAUGAUGAAAAACCACAAGUUUAUCAAGUGAAUGCUAUAAAUACUAAUGAGCGAAUAUUUAAAGAAAUUAAUGUCUUAGGAAUCCAGACGUUAGCCCUUAUAGACACUGGCUGCGAUUUGAAUUUAUGCCGACAGUCAUUAAUUAAAGGUAUUGACGCUGUCAAUGCAGAAGUUAGUCUUAGUGGACCAGCUGGAACUAUGUUUUGUACCAAGAAAAAAUUCAUCACUGAAUUAGAAGUUGAUAAUGCUACUUAUACAGUAGAAGUAUACUCGGUACCUGAUGAAGAUAUAAUGUGUGACUUUAUAAUAGGUAGAUCAUUAUUCCAAACCAAUGCUGAACUAAAAAUUAGUCCUGGAGUGAUUGAAAUCAACAAAAUAACUAUCGAAACAAGUGAGUUUGAUGUAGGAUCUAGAGAACACUAUCCGGUUAUAAGGAGUAUGAUAGCUAACUAUGUACCAUGUGCUACAGAAACUACACCCAUAAAAACCAAAAUUAUAGUCAGUGAUGAAGAACCCAUCUAUCAGCGAUCAAGGCGUUUAUCACCAAAAGAAAAAGCAAUUGUGGAAAGUCAAGUGGAGGAAUGGAUUAAGGAAGGAAUUAUCAGACCUAGCUGCUCAGAUUAUGCUAGCCCAAUUGUAAUUGUCCCUAAGAAAGAUGGUUCAUUUCGGGUAUGUGUUGACUAUCGUCGAUUAAAUAAUAAAAUCAUUAAGGAUCGUUACCCUUUACCUUUGAUAAAAGACCAGCUGGAUAAGCUUCAAGGGGCCAGAAUAUUUUCAACAUUAGACCUUAAGAACGGUUUUUUCAUGUUUCUAUGGACAAAGAGAGUAUUAAAUAUACAUCUUUUAUUACACCAGAGGCACAAUAUGAAUUUAUGA
Messenger RNA from Macrosiphum euphorbiae (potato aphid), 1728 nucleotides. NCBI's taxonomy places the organism in Eukaryota, Metazoa, Arthropoda, Insecta, Hemiptera, Aphididae. The record is from the annotation of a GenBank genome assembly.